AUGUCCAUAUCAUUGAAAUUUAGUCAUAUACCAUAUAAAAAAUAAAAUGAUUGUUUUGAUUUACUUACCAAACAAAUUUCUUAAAUAAACAAGAAGUAUUGCUUUGAUUUAUAUGUUUAUUUUAAUUUAAUUAUAUAUAAAUAAACAUAAAAAUAAUAAAAAAAAAUAAAAAUUAUUUUUAUAUAUAAUGAUUUAUUUCGCGCAAUUGCACAUGUCUUAACAUAAUAUAUAUUGGUUAGAAAAAAAAAACUUCUUAGCUCAACUUUAUAUGGUUCGGUUUAGCGAAUAGCAUACAUGUUGGACCUUAAUUUUUCACUUUCCAAGUUCAGUUUAAUGACCACUGCGAUUCAAACUCGCAGUUUCUAAGAGCCGUGUUCCGUUUCGCUGCACCUCUCUCGUUAUAGUUCAUGUAUGGAGUGUAUCUGGACGGAAAGACAUAGUAUAUACACUAUAAUCUUCAUUUUAAUGUUAAAUUUUUAUUUUUUUACAGCUGUUAUUUUAGUUCUAGAGAAAAACAAUACAGGUGGUAAUUAUAGUUAAUGUAUGCAGUGUAUCUGGACGGAAGUACAAUAUGAUAUACACUCUAACGCUCUUUUAAAGUUAUCUUCUUUUUUUUAGGGUCAAAUAACGUUAUCUAACACGUGAUAUUUAUAGUUAGAUCAUGUAUAGAGUGUAUCCGGACGGAAUUACAUAGCAUAAACACUCUAAUAUUGUCUUUAAUGAUAACUAUACAUGUGAUAUUUAUAGAUCGUGUAUAUCGACGGGAAUCAAUAGUAUAUACACUUUAAGGUUAACUAUACAGGUGGUAUAUAUAGUUCAUGUAUGAAGGGUAUCUGGAUGCAAAUACAUAAUAAACUUUAAAUAUUCUCUCUAAAAACUUUUUUUUCCUCUCUAGAAAACUUAGCCAUGAAUCUUUCUGCUAUCACUCAGGGAAACGACAAUGACGCCCCGGCGCCGGGUAACGAAUUUGCACAGUUCGCCGCUGGAUGCUUCUGGGGCGUGGAGCUGGCGUUUCAGAGAGUCUCCGGUGUGACUCAUACGGAGGUUGGAUACACCCAAGGGCUCCUCCACAAUCCUUCAUACGAGGAUGUCUGCACGAACACAACGAACCAUGCAGAGGUUGUCAGGGUUCAAUAUGAUCCCAAAGAGUGCAAUUUUGAGUCUCUGCUUGAUGUCUUCUGGUCUAGACAUGACCCCACCACCUUGAAUCGCCAGGGAAAAGAUGUGGGAACCCAAUACAGAUCAGGGAUAUACUUCUACACACCUGAGCAGGAGAAACAAGCGGCAGAGUCAAUGGAACGUCACCAGCAACAAAUGGAGAGUAAGAUCAUGACUGAGAUUCUACCAGCUAAGAAAUUCUACAGAGCUGAGGAGUAUCAUCAGCAGUACCUGUCAAAGGGUGGACAGUCCUGUGGCAUAGCCUGUAAUAGUCCACUCAUGUGCAGCGCUGCUACGGCUUAAAAAUGCUGAGUUUCCUCUCCCAAGAUAGAGGAGUUUAGAGACGAGUUUGUUACACAAUAUAUAUGAACAUCAACCAAAUCCUUAAUAAGUGUAACAAGUUACUUUCGUUUCAUGUUAGAGACUAUAUAAAUGUCUAUUGAAUUAUUGAUUGUUUAGAUUUGAGUGAAUCUUAUGGAUGAAAAAAUAAUAUGAUGAUGAAUAAGGUUUCUUAUUGCCAUUUGCUUCAUCAUCAACAAACAAUACAACGCAACAUCACCAAUCUGAUCCUUUCUUUCACAUGGUGAUCUAGCAAAAUGGAUUCUUUGAUAGCUCAAGAAGAACCUACGUAUAUUUACCUGCAACUGAUCCUUCUUUGUUUGUUAGCAUGUGUGUGUUGUUGAUUUGUAAUUCUCAGUUCACAAUAAGAUGUGGAAAUUUUAACAACAUUUUU
Molecule: messenger RNA, 1891 nt
Organism: Brassica rapa (field mustard)
Lineage: Eukaryota; Viridiplantae; Streptophyta; Magnoliopsida; Brassicales; Brassicaceae
Product: peptide methionine sulfoxide reductase A3
Biological process (GO): cellular response to oxidative stress
Cellular component (GO): cytoplasm
Molecular function (GO): peptide-methionine (S)-S-oxide reductase activity
Source: RefSeq, a predicted model, not a curated record